Gekko japonicus is the source of this 1308-nucleotide messenger RNA. Its product is annotated as tyrosine-protein kinase Fer-like. NCBI's taxonomy places the organism in Eukaryota, Metazoa, Chordata, Lepidosauria, Squamata, Gekkonidae. The transcript has 10 exons. Gene Ontology annotation, molecular function: protein tyrosine kinase activity; ATP binding. The record is from RefSeq and is a predicted model, not a curated record. The coding region runs from base 1 to 1308 and encodes 435 amino acids. Gene Ontology annotation, biological process: protein phosphorylation; chemotaxis; regulation of mast cell degranulation.
AUGCGAAACGAUCCUCCUGGGGACAGGCGAGACAACCCUUCAGAAAGGGACCGUUUCCCCCAAGACCCAACAACAGAUCCUCGUCCUUUUGAUUUGACCGAUCCGGAGCAGAUGCCAAGCCUUCCAAGGACUGACUACCUGGAUGCUCCGCUGCCUCCGCCAGUGCCCAUGAUCCCAGUGGCACAAAGACCCCUUUCUCAGCAGGACUGGUUCCAUGGCUCCCUCACCCGGCAAGAGACGCAGGCCCUGCUGUCCAGCGAAGGAGACUUCUUGGUGAGGGAGAGCCAAGGCCAGCCUGGAGGAUACGUCCUGACGGUGAUGAGCGGAGGACAGUGCAAGCAUUUUAUCAUCCAGUGCCUGAAGGGCAGAUACUGUUUUGAGCCAGCUGGCCCCAGUUUCUCCAGCAUCCCUCAACUGAUUCGCCACCACUUGAAAACAUACCAGAGGCUCACGGUGAGAUCCCCUGCAGUUUUGCGCACUCCUGUUGUACGGGCUAAAUGGGACCUCAGCCACGAGGAUGUGAUUCUGGGAGAGCUGUUAGGCAGUGGGAAUUUCGGGGAGGUAUACAGCGGCCGCCUCUUCUAUGACAACACCCCUGUGGCUGUGAAGACCUGCAGGGAACGGCUUGCUCCGGAAACAAAGGAGAAGUUUCUCAUGGAGGCCAGGAUCCUGAGGCAGUACUGCCACCCAAAUAUCGUCCGCAUCAUCGGCAUCUGUGCACGGAAACAGCCCAUUCUCAUCGUGAUGGAACUGGUGUCUGGUGGGGAUUUCUUGUCCUUCUUGCAGUUGGAAGGGAGCCGGCUCUGGGUGCGAGAUCUCAUCCGCUUUGCAAUUCAGGCUGCAGCUGGCAUGGCCUAUCUGGAGAGCAACCGUUGCAUCCACAGAGAUCUGGCUGCUCGAAACUGUCUGGUGGGGGAAGGCAGUGUCCUCAAGAUCAGCGACUUUGGUAUGUCCCGGCAGGAGGAGAGUGGUGUCUACUCAUCCAAGCAAGGCCUGAAGUACAUCCCGAUCAAAUGGACUGCGCCCGAGGCUUUGAAAUACGGCCGGUAUUCCACCGAGAGUGACGUCUGGAGUUAUGGCAUUCUCUUAUGGGAGAUCUUCAGCUUAGGGGGCACUCCGUACCCUGGAAUGUCUAAUCAGCAAGUGAUCAGCCAGGUGGAGAGAGGCUUUCGGAUGAGAGCCCCAAAGCGUUGCCCUAUGGACAUCUACGAUCUGAUGCUGCGGUGCUGGGACCGUGACCCCCAUGGGCGCCCAACAUUCUCUGCCAUCUACAAGGAGUUGCUGCAGCUUCACUGGGAUCCUGAAUGA